CCUCUUCUACAAUGAAGAACUAGGCAUUUAAAAAAGUUAACGCCUAAAAGGAUCAAUAGAUAACAUAUGCGCUAUAAAUUUUCAAACAAUCAUGGUUUAUCAUCUAUAUUUAUGGUUGGUCGCUCAUGUCAAGAAUUUUGUCGAGGCUGUUAAACUUUAAACAAAUUUACAGCGUCUCUCCGAUUGACUUGUCGAGUUAGUGAAGCAUGUCGCCUUCCUUUAACUAAUCAUAGUCAAUAGAAUGAAUUCAUUUAGCAAUUUAUUGGGUGGGAAAUAACAACUAACAUCUGGUCCAGAGCAAGUCAAUAAACAAUCCAAUUUUUGUUUAAAGCAAAAUAUUAAUGAGGGAUAAGUAAAAAAACUUAUAAAAUUCCUGGAUCCUGUGGAGGAGCUGGCACUCCAAACCUCGUAUGCACAACUGUUUUCGUGGACAAUUUUUUCAUUACUAUAUAUUACAAAAAUUUUGCAAUGGCGGCCGCUGCCUCCAGCACACCAAUACAUGGUAACCAAGGACGGAACGGCAGAAAUGGUAGAAAUGGUAAUGAGCUUGGAGAAAUAAUCGAGAGAACAGAUAGCAGUUCUUCAAGUACUUCGUCAAGCUGGGAUAUGUUGCCCCAGGAACCUGUGACUAUAGUUGAUUUGGGUUCUAAUGAUCAGAUGUAUGAGCAUGAUUCACAAAUUGAUUCAGAUAAUGGCAGAUCAGCUACAAGUGAAAAUGAUUUUGUUGCAAGCAUGAAAGAAAAAAUGAUGGAAGAGCUUGGUGGCAAGAUGUGGGCAGCUGGGAAGCAGUCAGCAAGGAAGUUCUAUGAUCUUUAUGCAAAUAUUGAUUUCUUAAGGCCUUACUUUGAUGUAGAGCCUAGAGAUGUCCUGAAAAGAUUGGUCCAGUCUCUGGUUCCCAGGAGACCAGGAAAGCCACAGACUGUUCCUGGUGAAUUAUAUGGUCCUGUUAUGGUCCUUUUCACCCUGGUUGCUUUGUUGUUGUUUUCAAUGAAAGUUUCCGAGCAUACUGUGCAAGAGGGAACUCUAAUGGGCACAGCACUUGGUGUUUGUUUUGGAUAUUGGUUUGGCGCUUCCUCGUUUUAUUACUUUCUCGCUUACCUAUGUAACACACAUAUCACUCUACUACAGAUUUUAACUCUCACCGGUUAUGCGUUGUUUGGACAUUGCUUAACAAUUCUACUGACCACCAUUUCACAUCAUCACUCACAUCUGGUUUUUUACUCAUCAAUGCUGAUAUUUGGAGGAUUAUCAUCGUUAAAAAUGGUUGGGAUAUAUGUCAGCAGAACCUGGAGAAAAAAGAAUGGACUGAUAGUUGGCUUAAUAGUUGCCGCGACACAUUUGCUUUUCCUUGUUUAUCUUCACUUUGCUUAUCAUUCGGUCUAUGAAGAUGUGUCAAUGGUACUAAGCAGAUCUAAACGAGAGACAGUGGUACCAUUAAAUACCGAGCGGAUGGCUGCAGAUGUCACAAAAAUCCUAAAAGACACGGCAUCUGAAUUGAAUUACUUGACCCACUCGCAAGUAACUUAUGGUGAGGAUCAAGGGUACAUUAUGCAGUUCUAAACAGCAAUCACGUUUUCAAAUAUGACGUCACAGUCCGGUUGGGACAUAUUCGUACGUCUAACCUAUCUUUGUCGCAUCUCAUUGAUAGGAAGUUAUUGGUGACAUGGUGCUAAGGCAGACGGUAGCCCUCAAUGGAUUGACAGUAUAUGUUAAUUUAUUCUGGUGAUGCAGAAGGCUCCUUGUAUCCUUGUGUCAUUGCAACUUAAUGUUCUGCCUCUUCUUUUGAUGGAGAAUCAUCAAGCAAGAAAAAGUAUUGGCCAUGUUAUAGCCUUGUGUGUUAUGUAUUAAUAGUAUUUGCCAAAUUUGUAUAGAUAAAUUUCAUUAUAUGCCUUUAUCGGUCAGUUA
Rhopilema esculentum is the source of this 1905-nucleotide messenger RNA. RefSeq names its product protein YIPF3. The record is from RefSeq and is a predicted model, not a curated record. Lineage: Eukaryota; Metazoa; Cnidaria; Scyphozoa; Rhizostomeae; Rhizostomatidae. Gene Ontology annotation, cellular component: Golgi apparatus.